AUGCAGACCAUGAUAGGAGUGUGCGUAGAUCUUGGCCGCAGGGUGUAUGCGUACAUAAAUGUGCUUUACACGUUCGUGUUGGAAGAAAACGAAGACACGGAGUUUACGUUGUACAACGGCGCGGCAGAAUCGCUCAACACGCUCCUUGGUGCCUUAGCCGCGUUCGCUAUAAGCAAGGUAAAUUGGAAUUGGUAUUUUGUUGGCGACAUUUUCUUCGCCGUUGGAUCUUUUAUUGCCGCCAUCGUGUUAUUGUGCUGUGUUUAUUGCCGAAACUUAUGGUACAUCUACGCAUUCUACAUCAUAUAUGGAAUUAUGUAUCAAACUAUGUUGACUAUUGCUGAGUGAGUUUAUUUCACGCGUA
Diuraphis noxia (Russian wheat aphid) is the source of this 361-nucleotide messenger RNA. Its product is annotated as thiamine transporter 2-like. Lineage: Eukaryota; Metazoa; Arthropoda; Insecta; Hemiptera; Aphididae. Gene Ontology annotation, biological process: transmembrane transport; vitamin transport. Gene Ontology annotation, cellular component: plasma membrane. The record is from RefSeq and is a predicted model, not a curated record. Gene Ontology annotation, molecular function: vitamin transmembrane transporter activity.